This is a messenger RNA of Plutella xylostella (diamondback moth), 1061 nucleotides long. RefSeq lists its product as uncharacterized. The record is from RefSeq and is a predicted model, not a curated record. Lineage: Eukaryota; Metazoa; Arthropoda; Insecta; Lepidoptera; Plutellidae.
GAGCUGUGGGUGCAUACAAAUCACACUCAUUCAGUUCUUGUUCAGGCUGCAUUUGUUAAUACAGGCAUCAAAAUGAAGUCGCAAUUAUUUUGUUGUGCAUUGUUAUUCUGCUAUGCUGCAGCCAACGAGGUUUGCACUCCUGACAGUGAUGGUGUAGAGCCAUGCGACGGUCUGGAGCUGUCCUGCAUCCAGGAGUAUUUCCAAAAACGCGCGGACUGCCAACCAGCUGUCGUCGACAGUGAUGUCCUGAACCUUGGAACCAUUUCCAUGUCACUGCCAUCGUUCCAAAUGAAAAUCGAUCAGCAAAACACCACCUUCGAUCAGUUGGACGGUGAAAUCUUUGCGUUCACAGUGAAUGAAGCCGAGAAUCUAGCGGUAUUGGGAGUAAAGUUCUCAAACUUCUCAAUGAUCUCCAACGCCGUAUUCAAGUACUUCCCCACUGGCAAAGAGCCUAGAAUCUUCUCCGGAAUUAGCGAUGAAUUCUAUGGAUCUGUUAAAAUUACCACCUACUUCCCCUUGAAAACUGUAGUCGAAUCGGAAUCUUCAGAGUCAUCCUCGGAAGAGGAUUCUUCUUCUUCUUCAUCAUCCUCUUCAUCGGAAGAAUCUGCUUCUGUUACGGAAGAACCAUCUUCGUCUUCGGAAGAAUCAUCUUCGUCUUCGGAAGAAUCAUCUUCUACCUCGGAAGAAUCAUCUUCUACCGACUCUGACUCAGAAGAUUCAUCUUCUUCAUCGUCAUCCUCCUCUUCGUCAUCUUCUUCAGAAGAAUCUUCUUCUACAGAAGAAGUUGUAAAGGGAUUGGACCUCGCCUCAGCCAAACACUUCUCCUAUAUUGCCGAAGAGCCUAUCAUAGACAUAACUGGCGAUUGCUUGGACACUGACGAUGAGGUCCUAGCGGCUGUGCUGGAGGAUUUCAACAACAACAUCAACAAGGCCGUCAUCGAAGCCUGGAAGUACGUCGGCAAGGCUGUCGCGGAGUACUACAUCCAAAACAACAUCUGCAACUACAACCUUUAAAUUAUUACUUAUUAGUUGAAGAAUAAAGACUUCCUAUUGGCUAAGCA